GAGAAAAGGAGGGGGGAAAAAAAACUCCGACUUGUCCCAAUCCCAACAUCCCAAGCGGCCAGCCUCCAGUUGACCCGUCUUCUUGAUUUUGUCACCCUUUUGAUUCAAGUUCAACCCACGAAUGAUAUCUCUGUCUGAACAUUCAUCCUAGGUAGUAAUUACCCAUAUGGAGAGUCCCGGGAUGAUCGAGCUUUUGAGCUUCGUCGAAGAAGCUGGCGACUUUCUCGGGUCGUGGAGAGGUUUCAGGAUUCGGGUUCUUUGAUGGGACGAAAGAAUCACAGGUCCGGCUCUGAUCACAGAUCCAAACAUCUCUUGCGUAGAUUCCUGCAAGAUAUGAAGACAAGAAGGAUCUUUGGCUUCUCCAUUUCCCUCAUUCUGAUCAACAUGGCCUCAAUAAUGGAGCGAGCCGACGAAAAUCUGCUCCCAUCAGUCUACAAAGAAGUCAGUGAAGCCUUCAACAUUGGGCCGUCCGAUCUCGGUUACCUCACAUUCAUAAGGAACUUCGUGCAAGGGAUAGCUUCGCCUUUGGCAGGUAUACUAGCAAUCAAUUAUGACCGCCCUACAGUUCUAACUAUCGGCACUCUGUGUUGGGCACUAUCAACUGCCGCGGUAGGCAUGAGCGAGCAUUUCAUGCAAGUCGCAUUCUGGAGGGCGGUUAACGGGCUUGGGCUAGCAAUCGUGAUACCAGCUCUCCAAUCUUUCAUAGCAGAUAGCUACCCGGCUGGUGUGAGGGGAGCAGGUUUCGGAUUCCUGAGUCUUAUAGGUUCAUUUGGCGGUGUUGGAGGCGGAGUUCUGGCAACAAUUAUGGCUGGUCAGGAUUACUGGGGCAUACCAGGAUGGAGAUGCGCCUUUAUCUUGAUGGCGACCCUUAGUUCACUCAUCGGAAUUCUUGUUUUCUUGUUCGUUGACGAUCCAAGGGAAGUGAACAGCUUCGCCCCCGAGUCUAGCAAGAGCCUAUAUGGAGGUGACUUAACAGGGAAGGGCUCAGAUGCGAAAUCGGUUUGGAUGGAGUCCUGGGCCGCCAUGAAAUCUGUAAUAAAAGUACAGACGUUUCGGAUAAUUGUAUUGCAGGGAGUCGUCGGGAUGCUACCAUGGACGGCCAUGGUUUUCUUCACCAUGUGGUUCGAACUGAUUGGUUUCAAUCACAAUAGCACAGCAGCGCUGCUCAGUCUAUUUGCCGUGGGGUGUUCUGUCGGGUCACUACUCGGGGGCGUCAUCGCUGAUCGGCUAUCAUUGCCAUUCCCUAACUCGGGUCGCGUCAUAUGCGCUCAGUUCAGUUCCUUCAUGGGAAUCCCCUUCUCCCUGAUCCUGCUCAGAGUGAUUCCGCAAAAUACCGACAGCUGGUUCAGCUUCGCCGUCACCUUACUCCUGAUGGGUUUAACCAUCAGCUGGUGUCUCACGGCGGCCAAUGCCCCCAUGUUUGCGGAGGUGGUUCCCGCCAAACACCGAACUAUGAUCUACGCAUUUGACCGGGCCUUUGAAGUUUCCUUCUCCUCCUUCGCUGCCCCGCUGGUUGGGAUUAUGUCAGAGAAGAUAUAUGGCUAUGAUGCGAAGUCCAUCAAUCCAGUCGGGGGUUCCACGAGGGAGGCUCUGGCCUUGUCGAAGGGGCUCCUGUCACUGAUGGCAGUGCCAUUCGGUCUCUGUUGCUUGCUCUACACUCCCUUACAUGUGGCCUUUGGGCGCGACCGCGACAAUGCCAGGAUUGCCAAUUCGAAAGACGAAGAGAUGAUGUGAAGCACAGUCACGGAAUUGGCAUGGCAUGAUCUUCGGCACAAUCGGUUGAGGUGAGGUUAUCAGGUGGACACGUUCGAAGCCUGGAACUUAUAGCUAUGGAGCGAUAGCACGGAACAAGAUUCACGACUGGUUUCGGCUUUUCGGGAGGAAUAGACCAUGUUUGUGGUCUGAAUAUCUAGAGCAUUGCAAAUUUUUUACCGGAAAACGUCAGUGCAGUGAAACGCAGGAGAAAGAGGCUUUGGUACAUGACAGUUCCGAAAAGUCUCUUAAACCUUCUUUUUCGCGGUCUCAGAAUGACCAUUCUUCAGAGGACUUGAGCUUGUAAAUCAGUUGCCUGAUAUGCUCCUUAUUAGAUUCCAGGAGUUAGAGCUUGUGAUCAAAUCAAGAUAUCAUGCAAACCCACCAAAAAUGAAAGAUGCAGGAACUGAAUGUCUUUCUUGACUGCUUCGCAGCCCCGUCCUGCACUGAACAUUCAUCUGAAA
Rhodamnia argentea is the source of this 2216-nucleotide messenger RNA. Its product is annotated as benzoate transport protein-like. Gene Ontology annotation, biological process: transmembrane transport. The transcript has 4 exons. The coding region runs from base 262 to 1734 and encodes 490 amino acids. Gene Ontology annotation, molecular function: transmembrane transporter activity. Gene Ontology annotation, cellular component: membrane. Lineage: Eukaryota; Viridiplantae; Streptophyta; Magnoliopsida; Myrtales; Myrtaceae. The record is from RefSeq and is a predicted model, not a curated record.